This is a messenger RNA of Phyllopteryx taeniolatus (common seadragon), 1403 nucleotides long. RefSeq names its product histidine-rich glycoprotein-like. Bases 626 to 1102 code for a protein of 158 amino acids. The transcript is spliced from 2 exons. Lineage: Eukaryota; Metazoa; Chordata; Actinopteri; Syngnathiformes; Syngnathidae. The record is from RefSeq and is a predicted model, not a curated record.
GAACGAGCUACAUUGUGUCUUUGUAGAUCUAGAGAAAGCCUAUGACAGAGAACCCAGAGAAGAACUGUGGUACUGCAUGGGCGUGGGCGUCGAUGUGUGAGUGAGACGGGACUGCGCAGGCGUCGUCCGGCGGGACUGCGAAGGAGGAAGGAGUGCGCGCCGGUGCGAGUGUGUACAGUGGCAAGUGUUGUGACGGCGACCGGGGAAGUGUAGCGGAGGACCCAUUAACGUUGAAUGUGCAGAGGAGCUAAUACGAUCAAACACGAUCAUUGUCACGGAAGUGACGUAGGCGGUUUGAGUUUGAGCCUGCGCCCGGGAACUUGCAGCGCUUCUGUCUGGAUGAACUCGAAGUGUCGGUUUCCUCUUCGAAGAGCACAACCCAUCGCCCAGGUGUGAGGGAACCGGCCGGCGCGGCGGACCUUUUGGCGAGGGAGCGAAGUCCGCCGAUGUGAAACGCGUCCUCCUUUUGCCGCGCACAGGCAAGGUAAACUUUCUGGUGUUUGGACGCCACUCUGUAUUUGGGAACUUGUCGACAGUCAGCCAGCCAGUUGGGCUUUUCUUGGUCCUCGCAAAAGUCGCAACUUCUUCAACUGCUUUCUUGUCAAAAUGGCUCAAUAUUGGGCGUAUGAUUCCAAACAACCUUUUUGACGCGGUUUCUUCUUGUCUUGCUGUGUUAUCAUGUGUGCCAAUGGGCCUCCACCACCGACGGCUGGGCCUCCACCACCACCGACGGCUGGUCCUCCUCCACCACCGACGGCUGGGCUUCCACCACCACCACCGACGGCUGGGCUUCCACCACCACCACCGACGGCUGGGCCUCCACCACCACCACCGACGGCUGGGCCUCCACCACCACCACCGACGGCUGGGCCUCCUCCACCACCACCGACGGCUGGGCCUCCACCACCACCACCGACGGCUGGGCCUCCACCACCACCACCGAUGGCUGGGCCUCCACCACCACCACCACCGACGGCUGGGCCUCCACCACCACCACCGACGGCUGAUGCGGAAGUCAAGGCCUUCAACCCUGUUCCUCUACCUGCACCUGACCAUGACACCAAGAGACGGACCUGCUCUCAACCCCAGGAGACGUGGAUGAAGACAGAGCCACAGGAUCUGGGGCCGUGACGAGCAGCUCUCUUGGCAGUCUCUGACCGAGGGCAACCCGACGGCCCUCGCUUUCACUCGGCCUUCCCGGGCAAGCGGGCAAGUACGUGUAUUGCUCAACCGACACUCUGUAUAAGGGCAUGGAGAGGUAGAAGACCUGGUUCCCAUUUCAGGCAUCCCCCAUCUAUGGCACAGCAGCAGCGAUGGAUGGACAGUCGUAAAUGACUGUGUGCUUGUGUGCAAUUUGUUUUUGUACAUAGUGUGUGUGUGUCUGUAAUACUGCAAAUUCUGCA